Molecule: messenger RNA, 2064 nt
Organism: Didymella exigua CBS 183.55
Lineage: Eukaryota; Fungi; Ascomycota; Dothideomycetes; Pleosporales; Didymellaceae
Exons: 2
Coding region: 1-2064 (687 amino acids)
Biological process (GO): vacuolar transport; protein localization to membrane
Cellular component (GO): Golgi apparatus; membrane
Source: RefSeq, a predicted model, not a curated record
AUGCGCACGUCAAUAAUUGCCAGCUCUUUGCUAGCUCUUGCGCAAGCUUUCUACAUACCCGGAUUCUCCUAUAAAGCUUACCGUGACGGCGACACAAUACCACUCCUCGUCAACAAGGUGUACUCCGACUACAGCGAACUGCAAUAUGCAUUCACCGAGCUCCCCUUCGUCUGCCCUCCAACCGGCCGUAUACGCGCAGGGCGCCUCACAAGCGGUACAAGUUUAAACCUGAAUCUGGGCGAGGUUCUGCGCGGUGACCGCAUCGUCGUUUCUGACUACGAGCUGAUCAUGGGCGUUGACGAAGAAGCUCGGUAUUUGUGCAGCCGGACGAUUGAUCUUGAUGGCAUGCACAGAGCGAAGGAGCUAAUACGGGAAGGUUAUGUUGCUGAGUGGAUCGUGGAUAACCUACCUGGUGCUACCAGCUUUCAGACGACCGACAAGAGUAGGAAAUACUAUGCGGCAGGGUUCAAGAUUGGCGACGAGACAAAACUGGGACCAGGUGGACCGGUCGAAUACCUGAUCAACAAUCACGUCACACUCGUAAUUCGGUAUCGCAAUGCGCCUGGAAAGGAUGGCGAGAAGGGAAAGAAGGUCAUUGUUGGAUUCGAGGUAUUCCCCAGGAGCAUUACUGUGGACGGUCGCAACGAGUCUGGUCUUCCAGCGAACAUCGAAGGCGAUCACGAACCGCUUGUCCUAGUCCCUCGAGCCAACAGCACGAACAGCACAGGCGACGAGACCCAGCCCACGACUCUGACGAUCCCGUAUACAUACUCGGUAUACUGGCGGGAGGAUGAUCGACUAGAGUGGCAGAAUCGCUGGGACAUGUACUUUGCGGCUCAGGACGACAGCGCAAAUGUGCACUGGCUGGCUAUCCUCAAUUCGUUGGUCAUUUGCGGUCUGCUUACUGCUGGCCUGUCGGUCGUCUUGACACGUACGAUUCGCAGCGACAUUGGUGGCCUUCAAGACGCUGCUGGCACGAAAGCAACACCCAAGCGCAAAACGGCAUCUCCGAAACGAGAGAAGAGCAACCUGCUUGGGCCCUUGGCAGACCUCGACACAGAGAAUCUUGAAGUAGACGAAGACGACAACGAAGAUGUCGCGGCCUGGAAGCUGUUGCAUGGGGACGUCUUCCGUGCGCCAGCCUACAGUGGGCUUCUCGCGCCGCUGGUGGGCUCCGGGAUGCAACUCCUCUACAUGACGUUCGGUCUCCUCGUACUUGGCAUUUUGGGAGUGCUCAACCCCAGUUUUCGAGGCGGUUACGUCAGCGUAGGUGUUGGACUAUUCGUGUUCGCUGGAAUCUUUUCUGGUUACUUUUCAGCACGCCUAUACAAGACGUUCGGAGGCCAGAUGUGGCAGAAGAACGUCGUCAUCACGGCAGCCUUUGUCCCAGGCCUUUUGUUCGCAACCGUCUUCAUCCUCAAUCUCUUCGUGUGGAUACAAGCUUCGAGUACGGCUUUGCCCUUUGGCACGCUCAUCGCACUCGUCUUGCUCUGGCUCUUCGUACAGCUUCCACUUGUCUACGUUGGCAGUUGGUUCGGCUUUGAGCGUAUGGGCGCAUACACGCAGCCAAUCAGACCCAACGCGAUCCCUCGUCAGAUCCCUGAACAACGUUGGUUCAUCAGGAGCGUACGAAGAUAUCUACUUGCCGGUCUGAUGCCGUUCAUGGUUAUCUUCGUCGAACUGAUGUUCGUUGUUAAGAGUCUGUGGGUGGAUAAGACCACGUACUACUAUGCUUUCGGCUUCACGGGGAUUGUCAGCGCCCUACUCGCAGUCACAGUCGUCGAAGCAGCCCUUGUUUCGACUUACUUGUUGUUGUGCUUGGAGAACUACCACUGGUGGUGGCACUCAUUCGCAAUCGGCAGCUCUUCUUCCAUCUGGGUGUACGCCUAUCUGAUAUACUGCUACUUCGCCAAGCUUCAUAUUAGCGGCUUCCUGUCAAGCACGCUCUUCUUCGUCUAUGGCUUCUUAGCUUGCGCCGUAUACGCGUUACUUACUGGUACUAUCGGCUUCUUAGCAGCUUAUACUUUUGUAAGAAGGAUAUAUGGGACCAUCAAAGUUGACUGA